Leptopilina boulardi is the source of this 937-nucleotide messenger RNA. RefSeq names its product guanine nucleotide-binding protein subunit gamma-1 (gene Ggamma1). Gene Ontology annotation, biological process: G protein-coupled receptor signaling pathway. The coding region runs from base 164 to 376 and encodes 70 amino acids. Gene Ontology annotation, molecular function: G-protein beta-subunit binding. The transcript has 2 exons. Lineage: Eukaryota; Metazoa; Arthropoda; Insecta; Hymenoptera; Figitidae. Gene Ontology annotation, cellular component: heterotrimeric G-protein complex. The record is from RefSeq and is a predicted model, not a curated record.
UACAGCGCCAUCUAUUCUUUCUCUUUUUCUAUAUCUGUCAUCUUUUGUCAUUAUCAGCUGUUUGUCAUUGCAUUGUUAUUUCUUUUUCUUUUAUCAAACAAUUAGUGAAAAUUUAAAACCCAUUUUUUUUGUGAACAAUUAUUGGAUUAUUUACUGAAAAAUAAUGGACAUGGUAAUUUCAACUUUACAACAGCAAAGACAAGUAACAGAGCAACUUCGUCGUGAAGCUGCAAUUAAACGAAUAACAGUGAGCAAAGCUUGCGAGGACAUAAUGAAAUAUAUUACCGAACAUGAACAGGAAGAUUGUUUGCUUGUGGGAUUUUCCUCACAAAAAUCAAAUCCCUUUCGUGAAAAAAGUUCCUGUAUUCUUCUCUAGUCAAUGUUUAAUGUGUUCAUUUUAAUUGACUAAAAAAAUUUUUUUUCUUUAUUUCUUCUUCAUCUAAUAAUAUUGAAUCUCGAAGAAAAAAAAAAUUAUUUAUUUUCCCACAAAUAACUUGCAACAAUUUUCUAUUUCUUUCUCUUUUUGUUUCUAAUUUGUGUUUAUAUAUCUAUAUAUUUAUCACAAAUUUUUACACAAUUUUUAGAAAAUAAUUUUUUUGAAGAAAAAACAAUUUAUUUAUUUUUUUUGUAAAUUGUACUGAAAAAAAGUGUAAAAAAUUUACUUUCUUCUUUUGAUAUGGAUUUUUUUUUAUGGAAUUAUACAAAAUAGAUUUUUGUACAUUUUCAAAAUUGAAAAAACACAAAAAUCAAGAAAAUCAACGUUAUAAAUAAAUAAAAGAAAAAUGUGCCUUGAAAGGAAAAUGGAAUAAUUGUUAAGUAAAUAAUAAUUAUUAUUUUUACAUAAAUAUGUAUAAGAAAAAUAUCGCCAAACUGAUUUUGUAAGAAAAAAAAAUAAAUAAAUAACGAAAUAUUUUGAAAUAUAGAUUUAUCAAAACUA